This is a messenger RNA of Pipistrellus kuhlii (Kuhl's pipistrelle), 2218 nucleotides long. RefSeq names its product ubiquitin associated protein 1 like (gene UBAP1L). Gene Ontology annotation, molecular function: ubiquitin binding. NCBI's taxonomy places the organism in Eukaryota, Metazoa, Chordata, Mammalia, Chiroptera, Vespertilionidae. Gene Ontology annotation, biological process: ubiquitin-dependent protein catabolic process via the multivesicular body sorting pathway. The transcript is spliced from 5 exons. Bases 308 to 1447 code for a protein of 379 amino acids. The record is from RefSeq and is a predicted model, not a curated record. Gene Ontology annotation, cellular component: ESCRT I complex.
UGAAAACUCUUUUGAUGCAAGACUUUAGAACUAGAGUUUUAGACUUUGUUUUGGUAAACAAUGCCCUAGUGUAAGACUUAAACAUGAAUUAGUCAAUCCCUGACAGUUUGAACGGUCUUGUUUUUAUCCAUUUCCUCCCUAUGCAGCACUGGCCACAUUACCUUUCCUUCUUAGCUGAGGGACUCGGCUAAGUCACCACAGAGGGGAGCACCGAGGCCAUUUGAGGCCUGAGCCUGGUCCUCAGGACUACACUCUGCCACUGCCAUCAGGCAGCCUGCCUCAGCCAUCACCACACUCCCCUGACAGGAUGAGUGCCCUGGAUGGUGUCCCUUUCAAGGUGCCCACGGGCUUUCUGACCAGCACAGAGCUGCUCCCUGGGCCAGAACUCAGUGUCCCAGCCUGCAGGGAGCUUCUGCUGGGCUCUAUGCACGACUUCGGCCUGGAGAGGAGGACCCUCUUCUGGGUGGAGGCUGUCACCCGGGGACCCUGCCAGUUCCAGUGCGAAGCCCCCGGGUCGGCGUCAGCCCCUCCAGCCUGGCUCUUGCUGGUCAGCCCGGCAUGCGGGCCGGCGGGCCUGCCUGCUGCAGCCACGGGCCCCGAGGCUGGACCCCAAGGGCAGCCGGAGGGACAGGAGGAGGAGGAAAAGGAGGAGGAAGAAGGAGCCAUGCCUGCCGAUGAGGACGAGCCGGGGCCUCGCAGCCCCCAGCCCAGCGCUCCCGGGAGCCCCAGCCCGGGCCGCCACCGGCGCUCGCUGCCCGGGCUGCGCGCCGUGCGGUCGGAGCUGGCGGGCGUGCGGCAGCGGCUCUCCGAGGGCAGCACGGCCGCCCGCCCGCGCGCCUUCCUGCAGCGCAUCCGCCACCGGGCCCGGAGCCUGUGCCCCAGCCCGGAGCCGCCCCGGAGCCCCGCGCCGCCGCCCCGGGGCCCCCGUGCGCCCGCCCCGGCCCCGCGGCCCUCCACGGCGGGCGCCGCGCCCCCGCUGCGGAGCCGCAAGCCCGCGGCCGCGUCCCUCAGCCCAUACACUUGCCUGCCACCUCUUGAGCGGGAGCCCCAGCCACGCCUCGCCCACAGACCGCACCCCAAUUCUGCGGACCUGCUGUCCGCCCUGAGCCAAGAGGAGCAAGACCUCAUCGGGCCCGUGGUCGCCCUGGGGUACCCCCUGCACAGGGCCAUCGUGGCUCUGCAGAAGACGGGGCGUCAGAGUCUGAGCCAGUUUCUCAGCUACCUCAGCGCCUGUGAUCGGCUGCUGCGGCAGGGCUACGACGAGGGCCUGGUGGAGGAGGCCAUGGAGAUGUUCCAGUUCUCUGAGAGCCAGGCAGGGGAGUUCCUGCGCCUCUGGGAGCAGUUCAGCGACAUGGGCUUCCAGCAGGACCGCAUCAAGGAGGUGCUGCUGGUCCACGGCAACUGCCGCGACCAAGCCCUGGAGGAGCUGGUGGCCUGUGCCCAGUGACCUCGGGGGCACUCUGCAAUGCCCGGCAUCCCAGACCUGUGCUCACCCUGGCAAUCCAAGUCUACAAAGCGAUGCAUACCCGUUGUAAAAAUGCAACAAGGCCAAGGUGGGAGCGAAUGCUAUAGGGGAGGCAGAACUUCCCCCAUGUUGGGUUUUCAGCUGGACCAAUUAACAAGAGAAAAGCAGUUAAUGAAUAUAUGCAGCACCCAUUAUGUGGGAGAACCCUCAGUGAAAAGUAGCUCAAAGCAGGGGUUUAGAACUCUGGCUUAUGUAGCAUCGACAAAGAGCACAUUUGUAUAGAGAUAACAAGACAAAGGAGAUCAGUUUAGCCUUCUAAAAAUGACAGACUUGGAAGGUACAUAUAUGGGAGGGAACUAAUGGAGUAAGGCUCCUUGCAGAUUCCUCUGUGCACCUCUGGAAGGAUAAGAAUCAAUCUCAAGAAAAAGAGAAUUUAUAUCCUGCCUUUAGACAGAAGAAGGAGAGGGAAGAGAAAAGCUUUUCCUGCAUUUGCUGCUUCUUAAUUGCCUUCAGCUAGAAAUAAUUUUUAUGUCAAAGAAGCAUAUUUUGGAUGACAUUCUGCCUCCGUUUAAUACCCAAAGGAUUGGCUAAAAGACUUGAAAGUGGUUACCGGUGGGGCGGGGCAGGUGGGAGGGGUUAGACAAGGAGCUGUGUUUUCUCAUACAAGUCUUGUAAAACUACCUUUAUGUGAGCCUUUAAAUUGUGUGCUUUGGUUUUCAGAAAAUUAAAACAAACAAGCAAAAUGAUGGGCAA